Molecule: messenger RNA, 729 nt
Organism: Mollisia scopiformis
Lineage: Eukaryota; Fungi; Ascomycota; Leotiomycetes; Helotiales; Mollisiaceae
Exons: 2
Biological process (GO): protein insertion into mitochondrial inner membrane from matrix
Cellular component (GO): mitochondrial inner membrane; mitochondrion
Source: RefSeq, a predicted model, not a curated record
CCGAAACAGCAGCAGCCCCCUCGGCCCACCAUUCCAGCAGAGCGCAGCAUGCGACUUGUAGCAAAGGAUGUGCAACAAAUACCUUCGGAUGUUGGGAUCCUUGAUAGUACGAAUGCCCCUUCUCUCUUUCGAUCUCCUUUAAGCUACCUGAAGCUGCAAUACAAACGCAUUGCGUUCAGCUUCCGCGACCAGUUCUCCCUCAUCGUCCUGAAAUUCUCCUCCCCGAAGGCGAAGGGAUUCAUGAAACGAAAUUUGAAGCUCUCGCGAUCCACCAUUGCCCCGACUGCAAUCGCACUUCACCGGCAAAUGUAUUCUUCCUUUGCAGAAGGAGAUAUUGCCUCACUUCGCAAGAUCUGUGCAGAUGGAAUCUAUGACAGUUUCCGGGCCCGAAUUGGCAGCCGGCCGCGAGGAGAGACCGUGCAAUGGGAACUCGUACAAUAUAACAAAAGGGCGAGGGUAGUUUCCAAUCGAGGAGCGAGAUUCCCCACGGAAGGUGGGGCUAUAAGACAGGCUGUUGUGCGUAUAUCGUCAAGACAGAAGCUUACGAGAUCGUUGAGAACUAAAGGUGGAGCUUCAGAGGUGGUGCCUGGGUCAGGGAAGGAAAAGGAUGUGGUUGAGUAUGUGGUCAUCCAGCAAAAGUUCGAGGCUUGGAGGCCAGGACCGUGGCAAGUAUGGGGAACCACGAGAGAGACGACCUUACGAGAUGUGGAGGAAUGGCAGAAAAGGGUA